UCCGCGCCCCCAUUUUCCCAUGCGAACAUAUCGUCUUGUUAUUAUUGUAGUUCUCAUUCUUGCUUCGAAGACGUGUUCAUAUCGUUAAAAUCCGUAACCACUGUCAGUUUCCUAACCUCUUCAACAACGAAUGUUCCGGUGUUUCCAAUUGCGUUGAGUUAAUAGUGACUUAUAAAUCGUAACAUGAUGUCGCGGUCAGUGCGUGCAGAGACUCGUAGUCGUGCCAAGGAUGAUAUUAAGCGUGUAAUGCAAGUCGUUGACAAAGUUCGCCAUUGGGAAAAGAAAUGGGUUACUAUAGGAGAAACUACUAUGAAGAUUUAUAAAUGGGUGCCUAUAUCAACCCUUGAUCAGAAGAAGAAAGGAAAGACAGUUGCGGAUAAAGAAAAUGGUUUACCAAGAAAAAGUGGAUUAGAUUCUUCAAAUUCCAAUUUUGGCCUCACAGAAGACUCUAAUACAUGCUUUUCAACAGUUAGUGAUUCUCAAGGACUGACUGAUUUUUCUGCGCAUCUGGGAUUCUCAGAAGAUUCAAACUCGCAAAAUAGUGAACCUGCACCUAAGAGGUUAAAGACUGAUUAAAGUUUAUUGUGUGACUGUUACUCAGAAUAUGAGAUAUUUAGGAAAUCAUUUAUACCUUUUACAAAUUUGCACACUCUAAAAUUAUCUGAAAUCAUAGCUGUGAAGAAAUGGGUUAAACAAAUUUCUUUAUUUUAUAUUUUACUAUAUAUUUAGUAAAAGUUCUUGUGUAUUGAAGGAAAGAGAAAUUGUAUGAAAUAACUUCAACUACAUGUAGUAAAUUUAUUUUUUUAUUCAUGGAUUUAUUACAGAGUUUCAUGAUAUAAUUUAGAAGUUAGGAUUGAUAAUAUUUUAAUAAAAGUUUAUGUUAAAUGUUCAGUCUGUUUCAAAGUCUGCUUCCAAGAGAAUGAAAAAAGCAUAAGGCAAUUUAUUAUUAAAAACGGAUUGUACAUUCUCUAAACUAUCUUUAUAUCAUUACAGUAUUAUUUAAAUUCUCAGAUACACACCAAAUUUUUAUAUAUUACAAAGUGAUAUUUUAUUAAUUGGAUCACAGAAUAAUAAGAUAUUUGUUUUUUCUGUAAAUGAAUAUCUUAAAAAUACUUAUCUGUAAUGUUCCAUUAUCUUCAUGUUAAUUGUAUAUAAACAUGAUGAUUUGUUUGAUAAUUUUUUAAUAAUUAAAAGUCAUUGUACAUACUGCAAACAUCAUUUUUCAUGAUUAAAUAUUUUAAGACGAACUAGCAUUCCUUCAGGUUACAUUAUAGCACCAUGACAUGUACAAAAUAAGCUUUGACACUUACAAAUAAAACAAUAAAAUUGCGAAUGUUUGGAACAACA
Megachile rotundata (alfalfa leafcutting bee) is the source of this 1347-nucleotide messenger RNA. It is a transcript of the gene BCL7-like, whose product is annotated as chromatin remodeling complex subunit BCL7B-like protein. NCBI's taxonomy places the organism in Eukaryota, Metazoa, Arthropoda, Insecta, Hymenoptera, Megachilidae. The record is from RefSeq and is a predicted model, not a curated record.